UUUCUCGUUGUACUUUGUUCCUUGUGAAAUUGAAAUAUAAAACAUCCAUUUUCUCUCUCUAAAAUUUAAGUUCGCUUUCGUCAGGUGAGAAUACAGAAACCUAAACGUGCAACCUGGUUCCGUCAAACCAUGUUAGAGAUUAGUAAACCUAGAUGGGACACAGAGGAUCUGAUCGAUGAUGUUUGGAGGUCUUGUGAAUACGCGAGGAAAGAAGAUGAACGAGAAAUGUAUUUAAAUGAAGUUAAUCAACUGGAAAUAUUUUACGUCAGGGAGAUGGUUGAAAUGUUUGAAAGAAGCAAAAUGGUUGCAUUUUUCCACGCUAAUCCUUUGAAGAAAAAUAAGUUUAGAAUUGCCUGGCAGAAUGGUCGGCGGGUUGGAAUGGAAUUGAAAGAAUAUCACCAUAGGGUUGGCAAGGCAGGGCUGCAGGGAACUCAAUGGGAGAACUGUUUACAAUUUUGGUUCAAGUUCCCGGGAGAUAUGAACCUUCAACCAAUCCUCUUCUCACCGGAAGUAGACCCGGCUAAACUUUUAAAAUACGAACGUAAAGUUCCUGAAUUUACAUUAAUCGGGUGUGUGGUCGAAAACCGAAUCCUGUCCCGGAGAGAACUCCAGGAGAUGGUCAAACUACCCUCCCUAGACCAGAGUAGAGGAGAGCUGCUCUCUAUACUUGGACAUCAGCAGCAGAGAACCCUACAGCUUCUUCAAUCCAACCAACAGCAGCUCUCAACCAACCUUUCUCAGAUAAUUAAAGACGCUUCUAGCAGCAGUGGGGCUGCUACUGAAUGAACAAUAGUUUAUGAAAUAAUUUAUUCUAUUUGAUUUUAAAUGUGAAUUUUAAAAACACAAAAACCAUGUUUACAUAAUUAUUUUAACUAAAUGGACUGUCUUAGAAAUUAAACUGUGCAUGCAUGAUUAACAAAGGUAUUUGUCAUUUUUUAAAGGUUUUACUCUGAUUCUGACAAUUUAUUUCUGUUGUCUCUGCUCUAUAAAUCCGCAAGUCUAUUUAGAGGAACCAGAAUUAGGAAUUAACAAGUUUCAGGUUAAAUAACAUGGCUAACUUCAUGAUAUUUGCUUAGAUAAAAGUUUACAGGGGUACUUUUGUGAAUUAGGCAUACCACACUAUUAACUGAAGAUUAACUUCUGGAUCUGUGUUCAAUCCAUCGUAAAUCUAGGACUUGGCUUCUGUAUUUAAAACCUUGUUUUGAUAUCUGUAAAAGAAAUAUUUAUUGAAAUUGUAUAUUUCAGAA
Eurytemora carolleeae is the source of this 1247-nucleotide messenger RNA. RefSeq names its product 50S ribosomal protein L10 (gene mRpL10). NCBI's taxonomy places the organism in Eukaryota, Metazoa, Arthropoda, Copepoda, Calanoida, Temoridae. The record is from RefSeq and is a predicted model, not a curated record. Gene Ontology annotation, molecular function: structural constituent of ribosome. Gene Ontology annotation, cellular component: mitochondrial large ribosomal subunit. The transcript is spliced from 5 exons. Gene Ontology annotation, biological process: translation. The coding region runs from base 130 to 786 and encodes 218 amino acids.